Molecule: messenger RNA, 1376 nt
Organism: Gordionus sp. m RMFG-2023
Lineage: Eukaryota; Metazoa; Nematomorpha; Gordioida; Chordodea; Parachordodidae
Product: sortilin-related receptor-like
Exons: 6
Coding region: 246-1277 (343 amino acids)
Cellular component (GO): plasma membrane
Molecular function (GO): protein binding
Source: RefSeq, a predicted model, not a curated record
UAAAGAGAGAUCCCACUAUACACAUUCCUACCGUACCCUCCACCACCAGAUUUCCAAAUUAUCCUAUAUCUUACACUUCAGAUCGUGUUACGUUUAGAACUUCGCAUAGUAUUCCAUCAUGGCAAACUUCCAGAUUCGAUAUAGGUGGAAAUGUGACAACUUCGCACUUCCCGAUAUCGGAAGUCUCUAGUCCCACUUGGACACCUAGAACUACUCCUUUUGAACAACCAUCGAUAACGACAGAUAUGGUAGACCAUAAUACCACAAGUUAUGUAACCGAAAGUCCCGAAACCGAGAAACCCGUGAUAACCACUGAACUAUUUACAACUGAGUAUACCCCAUUUUCACUUUCGCCAGGUUCAACUUCUAAACCUCCACCCGUAUACACAACUCAAGAACAAGAAUUUACAACAACUACAGAAACAAAAGAAACAUCGGAUAUUCUGCCUGAAUACAUAACAACAUUUGAAACUAAACCACCAUCGGAUUCUUCUUCCCCCCCUGAUAUGAAUACUGAACCACCUCAACCUGAUUCUUCCACAGAUAAUGGAACCUUCUCACCCAUUCCACUAAAUAACAGAUCACUUCAACCUCCCUUUAGAGACCCUCAGUUUCCUUCAAAUAAUGGCCAGUCUUCCCCGGCUCAAUCACCUUUACCUUCGUUUACCAAUUCGACCCAAGAAAACAAAAACACUAUUUGCUCCAACAUAUUCGAUUCUUUCACAUGCAAAGAUGGCAAAGGGAUUCAUUCCUGCACACAAUAUUGUGAUGGGAAAGACGACUGCGCUGACAAAUCCGAUGAGGAUCCUGAUUGCAAAUGCUCAGCCGGAGAGAAGAAAUGCAAAGGUGGUGGAUGCCUUCAUUCAUUCAAAUUUUGCGAUAAAGUGCACGAUUGUCCUAAGGAGGGAGAUUAUAGUGAUGAAAUGGAUUGCGUUUGUGAUAAAUCGGAAUUCAAGUGCCGAAACGGACUAUGCAUGGACGAAGAACAAGUCUAUUGCAAUAAAGUGAACGAUUGUGGAGAUAAUUCAGACGAGCCCGCUAACUGCACUUGCUUAGGUCGGGAUAGACAAUUCGAAUGCCUAACGGAGGGGAUUUGCAUUCCAUCUAUUAGCAAGUGCGAUGGCCAUGUCGAUUGCAGAGACAAAGGAGACGAACUUAAUUGUUCAUGUCCAUCUGAUACGAAAUUUAAAUGUGACGGUGGGGUCUGUAAAAUAUUGGAAAAGAAAUGUGACGGCUAUCGAGAUUGCGAGGAUGGAAGCGAUGAAGAAAAUUGUUAAACUCAAAAACUCAAAUUCUCUAUAAUAUACUCAAUGUGUGAGGAUUGAAAAUUUCGGCUUCUUCGUCAAAUGAAAUUGCAAUAUUCGAUUUUUAUAGGC